Mustela lutreola (European mink) is the source of this 1659-nucleotide messenger RNA. Its product is annotated as SLAM family member 9-like. The transcript is spliced from 6 exons. The record is from RefSeq and is a predicted model, not a curated record. NCBI's taxonomy places the organism in Eukaryota, Metazoa, Chordata, Mammalia, Carnivora, Mustelidae. The coding region runs from base 525 to 1376 and encodes 283 amino acids.
UGUGGACAGGCUAGGACUGUGGGGCGCCCUCUCUCAGGUCUCUGAGGGUCAGGGCUGGACGCUUCUGAAUGGGGAGCUAUUUCCCAGUUAUCUCCUGCUGGGGCUUCCCCUCCUGGGUCCCAUGGAGACCGCAGAGCCCACCCUCUCCCCUCUCCCCUCUGGGACAGAGUGGUGUGUCUGAGCCCCUGGGGUGGGCAGAGGCUGGUGCAGGUGUGGUGCUCUGUCCUCCGUAUCCCACAGAAGAGAGAUGCUGAGGACUGUCCAGCCCAGACCCCCCAGGGAGACCAGGGAUAAAGGAAGCCCAGCAGGAGGGACAGACUGGUCAGUUGGGUGGGGGUCCCCAGGAAGCUGGGCUGGCGGGAGCCCUGCAGGGGCACCGGGACCAGAUGGGGCAGGAGACUUCUCUGCACCCAUGGGCUUCAUCAAGUUCAGAGGAGAUGGCGUUGGAAUGACUGAUAGGAGGGGUAAGAGCAAGAGGAGGUCUCCAGGAAGCCAGACCCCCAGACCCCAGGAAGACAACAUUCAUGACCCAGCAAGGAGGGCGGUUUUCACCAGCCUCUCCAGGCUCACAGUCUCUGAGGGUCCUGAUCCCUCCUGGGAGACCAGCCUGGGCUUCUCAGGCCCAGGCAGAGUCAGCAGGGAGGCGGCCGGCCAUGGGCCCCGGCUCAGAAGACCCCCACCUGUGCAGGGCCUCCUGGCUCCUGCGAUUCACCAGCCUCCUCCUCAGUGUCUGCAGCGCUGUGACCCAGAGUCCUGGAGCCCGUGGGUCUGCCGUGGACGAUUCUGGAAACCCUGUUACUCUGAAGGGGGCUCAAGGAACUCCUGUGUUGUUUCAAGUGAUCAGAAAUCCAGAAUUACCUCCAGAAUUUGAGCUGGAGAAGAUGUCUUGGGGCAUCGUAUCCAGAUCAAAUUACAUAGUCAUGCUGUAUGUGUUUCCUGGGAGAGAUGUUCCAGAAUGGGUCAACUUCCAGGACAAGUUUGAGAGGAGAGUCUAUGUGCUCAACAUAAUGACCCUAAGGAUUGUCAACCUGACCCUUGAGGACAGUGGACUGUACCGGGCUCGAGAGUCCUAUACGAGAGGAAGACAGUAUGACCAGGAUUUCCACCUGACGGUCUACGAAACAGAUCCACAAGGACAGACCGGUGCUGCCCACUUGUCCGGUAUCCUGGUGUCUGUUGUGGUCGUGCUGCUGAUCCUCGGAGCUGGACUCUACCUUUGGAAGACAUGUGGGAAGAAGAACGUGGAGCCUGGGAGAGGCAGGGACAGGAUCACAGGAAGAACAUGGGAACAUGAUCGUUGCAUCCACUCUGCAGAGCUGAGCCAGCAGGAGUCUGGAGACCACAGGGACAAGGGUAUGUCUGCAUUCCACAUCUAGAAGAGGAGAACUCUCACUACUGUCUACAGUGAGGUCUGCAGGCCAGGCCAGGACAUGACGUGAUUUAACUAGAAGAAGCAGGAGAAUCCCGCCCCGGGGACACCUGUCUCAGGAGCAUGAUGCCCGCAGCUCUGGUCCUGCCUUUUCCACCUCUGAUGGCUCUGAGCAGGGACUGGAUGGGUCCAGAACUUAUUUCUGUGCUAAAUCUUUGUGCACAAGCUCCCCAUGAGACACACACAGUGGUAGAUCAGGGAAACUGAGUAAAUAAAUUGGUCCAAACCUG